Symbiodinium natans is the source of this 1059-nucleotide messenger RNA. NCBI's taxonomy places the organism in Eukaryota, Dinophyceae, Suessiales, Symbiodiniaceae. The record is from the annotation of a GenBank genome assembly.
AUGCCGUCAGCCGACUGUUGGCUCGUCGGGGCAAGGGGCCCAGAAAGUAGGAUCGGAUCGGGUUUGGUGGGCCAGCAGGGCAAGUGGCUCAAGCAGGGCAAGUCGGACAAGCAAGUGGGGGAGGCGAAUGGAAUCGAAUCCGUGAAUGUGCUGGUCCUGGGCUGUUUGGCUUGGCCCUCGCAGAGUUUCGCCGUGGUGGGCUAUGUGCCAGACUACCGUUUCGGCGACAUUGACUGGAGCAAGGUCGUAGCGCGAACAUCGCACGUUGUCCUCUUCUCUCUGACGCCGACAGAGCAAGGCUUGGAGGGGACGCCCAUCAUUCGGAACUUGUUGCAUCCGCAAUCGCCACUGUCGCAGGCCUUGGAGCGACAGGGGGCCGAAGCACCGAAGGUGCUCGUCAGUAUCGGCGGAGCCGGGCGUUCGCAGGGCUUCUCCGCUGCUGUCUCUAGCAAGAAGGGCCGCAAGCGCAUGGUGAAGCUGAUCCUGGACCUGCUGAACGAGGUGCCUCAGCUGGCAGGCGUGGACUUCGACUGGCAGGUUCCCACGACUCCAGCCGAGUGGCAGAACCUGGGCAAGCUGGCGCAGAUUCUACGCACCAGCUCCAAGGGCGGGCAAGCUCCAGUCAUUACGAUGACCUUCCACGCCAUGUCGGGCGCCAUUAGGACUAUUGCCGGACUCCGCAGCCAGACGUCCGACAUGAGCUUUGUCGAUCUCUUCGACAUGUGCCACGCCAUGACCUACACCAUGAUGGAUGGCCUUGGCCGCCAUGCCACUGACAAGGUGGAUAGAGACACUAUCCAGGCCUGGUCCAAAUCUGGCCUGCCAGCGGCGAAGCUCACGCUGGGUAUCCCGUUCUUCGGGGUGAAAGCCGGCAGCGACCCCCGGACCUUUGCCGAGCUCGUCGCCAAGGAGCCGAAGCUGCUGCAAGACCCAACCAUCGACGUCUCAGAGGAUGGCUACUUCUUCGCGAACGGGUACUCACUGGCCGAGAAAGUGAGCUUAGCCGAAAAGGAGGGCCUUGCGCCAUGGUCUGCAUCCAUUGUGCUGCUUCAGGGUUGA